Molecule: messenger RNA, 3233 nt
Organism: Dermacentor albipictus
Lineage: Eukaryota; Metazoa; Arthropoda; Arachnida; Ixodida; Ixodidae
Source: RefSeq, a predicted model, not a curated record
GCUCCGCGAGCGCAUCGUCUGCUCCGGGAGAUCCUCUGCUGCUCCGCGAGCGGGGCAUCAUCCACACGGGGAGUAGCGGUUCGCUCGUCCGUCGUCUGCUUGCCUCCAAAAGCCCGUGGUGGUUAUUUGGUUCGGCCGUUGUGCGGAGUUUUGUCAACUGGUGUGGGUGUGGUGUUCCGUGGAAGCCUUUUUUUUUGCCCGGUCCAAUUACUUUUUUUUUUCGGAACUAUACUUCUUGGUGCGCGUCGGCAACACGACGAGAAGACAAGGAGAGGCAACUGUGUGGAGUUUAUUUGUUUCCAGUUCUACUUUUUUUUUUCUUCCGCACCAUAUACGCACCGCUUACGGUCGGUCGUCUGCUACGUUCCAGACGACACAUCCACGGCACGCACAACAGACGACAAGCAGACAAAAAUGUUCAGGUGCAAGCCCUCGCAGCUGUGGUCCCUGGGCCUGUUCCUCCUGCUAGUCCUGUGCGCCCACGGUGCCUCGGGCUUCCUCACCGGCAGGGGGAGCGGCGGCGGCGGCGGCGGAGGCGGCGCCCUGGCCGCCUCGUCCUUCCUGCGCUCCCUGUGGAAGCGCGCCUCGAUGCGGGCCUCGAUGCGCAACUCGAUGCGCGACUCGCCCAUCUACUACGUCAGCACGUUCGUGCGCAACAAGUCGCCCGCGCAGCAGCAGGCGGCCGCGCUGUCGCCCCUCUUCAAGAUACCCAUCGAGUUCAUGUCGAACGCGAGGCCGCUGGACGUGGUGAAGGGCAUCCGAAAGCCGCCCUACUCUAAGCCCUACCGGAAACAGUCGCUCUACCAGACCUCCAAGAUGAUCCUCAUGCCCAUCAAGUUCUUGGCCAAUGGGAAGCCGCGCCGACGUGUCGUCAUCAAGACUCCGCCCCACUACUUCCGGAUAUAGACAAAGGACACGCACGAAAAGACGACAACGACGCAGAGCCACGCGUCACUAGUGAUUUCGCCCGAGCGUCUCGGACUCACCCGCACAUUGUGACGUGAACAACUGGACUGGUUCACGGCGAGGUGGGCCCUCCGUGACGUCAUCAGCGGGCCGUCGGUAGCGACAUGGCCGGACCGCAGUGAAAACGUCUUUGCAGUGCGGAUAUGUGCGUGUGUGUGUUAUCUAUCAUUUUUGUUGCGCUUUAUUUUUCUCUCUUGUGAAAGUGCUACCUUUCUUUUCUUCGUCUCUCACAAAGCGAAUGGCGUUACACAAAAGGCGAAUCGGCACACGCCGCGCUGUGACGUCAUUGAAACGGCGCUGGCGUAGAUACUACCUUGGCGGUGGUGGCGCCACCUGGUUCACUCCGACUGAAGACUCGGCUCCGGAAGCCUAUGAGCUGCGAUUGUGCUGCGCAUAAUUAAAUGAUGUCACGGCUUUCGUUGUGUUGGAACGGUAAGAUUUAGCACACCACGGACCUCACGCAGAGAUUGAAAGUCGUCCGCGCCUUUGAUUUACCAUCACGUGAUGCUACUUAAGCCGUGGAAUACAAGUCAAACGGCAAUUAACAAAGCAGGACAGAGCCGAUGUGAAUAAUGGGCUUUCUUUCAAUUAGCUUUAUUUCCCUUAGGUUGUCUACGACCACGCCACGUUUCUUUACAAAGCUACAACGCUCUUAUGCCACGUGCUGCCCUCUCUAUGACAGAAAGCAAAGGUUCAAUGCACUUUGUCACAAGUUUCUGCUUGCUACCGUGUGAAGCACUUCCGAGAUACUGGCUAAAAGCUACAGGUUGUGUCAUUGACCGGCGCGCUCAGCUACGUGAGAGACCACGAUCCGUCCAAACCUGACUUACCACUGCCAGCGUGUCUAUCACUAUUUGUUCGCCCGAGCAUUGCCUCUUUGCAUUCAGUGUCGCCAUCCAUGAUAGGACUGUCGUCGCGCACACUGACGGCAUUCGCGUGUUUUUCUUUUGCAUUCCGCCAUUUUGCCUGCUCUCAUUGGCUCAUAAGGAUGUCACGCCCUCUCUGACUGGCUCACUCGGAGGACUUCAGAUGAGCUCAUUUCGACUGUGUCGAGAAUAUAUUUCCAUCUGGUACACGACUUCUCGUAUGGCUUACAUCGUACUUGAUUUCCCGCGGUUCAUUGGAAACACACGAUUUCUUUAUUGCAUUACGCUUUCGUUGACUUCAUUUCGUUGCAAAAAAUGAGAACAGGGUAUAACUCUAUUCCCGGCUUUCCGUGUUGAGGAAGCUGUUGCAAGGAAAUAUAACGAAGUGCCUCACGUCACUUUUUUUUGUAGAUGUACUCAAAGGCUAGCUGCAACAAAAUCACACUUGAGCUCUAUUCGUUAAAAAAGGGAUCGUAGAUGACACCAAUGAAAUUGCAGUCAAAAUCGCAAGGUUAUAACGAGUGCACAGAUUUCAUUGCCUCGUAUGGCAGACGACAGGCACCGACAGCGGUGUGCCGCGCAAAGCGGAUAUGACGUCAGCCCAAGAAUCGCACGCGACGCGCUGGGAGCUGUAUUUUUGUUUAAUACGUGUAAACGAUUUGCAAUUGCAGUCGCACGCAGCAUAUACUAUAUGCAUGUUAAGUGUAAAGCGGGCAAGUCAGACAGUACGCCGGAGCGUUAUUGCAUUGUAGGCUCCCGUUGCACAUGGGAGUGCUGUACAUUGUCAGAUUCGGUCAUAGUGCGGAAUUCGCCAUCUUGCCGGUCGUGAUUGGCUUAGAAGGCUGCUAUGGCUUCUCUGAUUGGUUGAAAACGCCGCCACUGCAGAAUUCGACAGUACGGCAGACUUUCACAGUGCCCAGAUCAUGUGGUGUACAAAACAUGACAAUCACGACGUGCUUAUGGCUUCCACGAUUGCUUCCGACGCUUGCAGUGCACAAAAGCAUGGCCUUUGAGAUCGGUUUCCGUUACUCCGAGAAAGUCGUCACUGGAGAGUGCGAUUUGGACAAUACGUACGACAACUCGGGUCAGGUCGUGUGUUCCGCGUCACUUUCCCCGAGCUGUAAUGGCAGCGCUUUUUUUUUCAGUUUCGGCAUGAAAAACAUGCGGACAUUAUUGCACGUUGUUUUCGACGAUGCACUUGUUCGCUUUUUGCACAGAUUCUGCAAUGAGCAUUAUACUAUGUGGCCACACUAUAUCAAUAAAGAUAAUUUUUUACAGCGAUUCAAAAUUUCGCUGCGAUAGGCCUUUAGCGAGGUGAACUUGGAGAAGCAGUGGCUACAUUAAGCGUCGGGCACAACAUUUAUAGCUCGAAUACGUGCGUUGUGCUGAGCACGAACACGA